Aphanomyces invadans is the source of this 2085-nucleotide messenger RNA. RefSeq lists its product as hypothetical. The record is from RefSeq and is a predicted model, not a curated record. Gene Ontology annotation, molecular function: dGTPase activity. Gene Ontology annotation, biological process: dGTP catabolic process. Lineage: Eukaryota; Oomycota; Saprolegniomycetes; Saprolegniales; Verrucalvaceae. Gene Ontology annotation, cellular component: nucleus. The transcript is spliced from 10 exons. Bases 193 to 1746 code for a protein of 517 amino acids.
UUUGCGCGCUGGAAGAUUGCAUCAUGGCGGCGAUGCGGCAAGGGACGAUCCCGCAGCUCUUCCAGCAACAGAAAAAGUCGUCCACGGUGGCGACGUGGAAGGCCUACACCCCCUUGAGUAAAUCACAGAAGUUGCGCGACAGUGGUGCCUCGGUCGACGAGACACCGACGAAGCGCGUGAAACGAUGUGAGGAUGCAUAGGACGAGACUGACGCAGAAAUGGAGUCAAGAGAGUACCGUGUUUGACGAUACUUCUCUCUGUGACGUCGGUUUCGGCGACACUCCUUGUACCCAAAGCAUUGACACUUCGUGCACUUGGAUAGAUCCGACCUCCGAGUUGGGAUUCCACAGUCCUUUGGAGACGCGGAAGAUGAUCAAGGAUAGCGUCCAUGGGUGCAUUUACCUCGAACCUCUGUGCAUGGCGAUCAUCGACACCGUCCACUUUCAGCGCCUUCGUCACCUAAAGCAGCUGGGAGCUUCGUACUUUGUUUACAUGAGUGCUACGCACUCCCGCUUUGAGCAUUCCGUUGGCGUCGCCCACCUUGCCGAGUUGAUGCUGUCCCAACUGCGCCAGCACCAACCGUGGUUGGGCAUCACCGACCAAGACAUUCUGUGUGUCAAAAUUGCUGGAUUAUGCCAUGACUUAGGUCAUGGCCCAUUCAGCCACGUUUUUGAUGGUAUCUUUAUGCAGCAGCUGAGAGAGCGUGGGUUGAGCAUGCCUCAAAUGAACGGGUGGACACAUGAAAAAGGGUCGUUGGAUGUCUUGAGCGCCUUGCUCUCAGAGUACAAAAUUGACGUGACACAGUACGGCCUUCAAGAGAUUGAUGUCAAAUUUAUUCAAGAGCUGAUCGUUGGUCACCCGUUGCCGUCUUGUUCACAUUUUUGUGGCCGCCCUACCAUGCCAUAUUUGUACGAAGUCGUCAACAACGCGAAGACUGGCUUGGAUGUUGAUAAGCUCGACUAUUUCAUGCGCGAUGCUCAGUACACUGGCGCGAAAGCAAGCUGCGACACACACUUGUUGCUCUCGACGAUGCGCGUGUUGCCCGAUGCCGUCACGGGCGAGUUGACCAUGUGUUGGCCGGACAAAAUGGCCGAACAAAUUAUGAAAGUAUUUCGAACGCGGUAUGACCUCCACCAAGCGGUUUAUCAACACAAGGCAACCCGGGCCAUUGAGUACAUGAUCUGCGAUAUUCUGUUGGAGGCCGAUAUGGCUGGGUUUCAGAUUCAAGGAGCUCGUAUCGCUGAAGCACCGCUGUACAUGAACGUGUACAAGCGCCUGGACGAUCGAGUUCUCGCGCUGAUUGAAAGCAGCGACGAUCCCAGGUUUGCUUCUAGCCGGGCAAUUCUCACGCGACUUGCAACCAAGCCAUUGUACAAGUGGGUUGGAACGACACAAGUAACGGCGCGUUUGGCUGCCCGGUCGGAGAGCCAAAUCAAGAGCGAAAUCGCGGCGGUGGGGCACCUGGACCCGCGCCAUCUUAUUGUUGAGAAGAACCGAGUCCAUUUUGGCCAUAUGGAAUGCGACCCGAUGCAAGCGAUGCGAUUCUUUCGAAAGCACGCUACACCGGCGUCAGUGUGCUUUCAGUUGAACAAAGCCACGUACGCGAUGCAUUGCCCCAAGUACUUCAUGGAGUCAAACGUGCGCUUGUUUGUCCGGGAUGUUCGCUACGCGGAAGCAGCUCGACAAGCGUUUGCAACGUGGGCGGAGCGUCAAAAUGAGUCGGCUCUAUACCCGCAAGAGCUAUAACAUGCUGGCGGUGGGGAUGCUCGACCCGUGUCGUUCAACAUAAUUGAUGUGAGUUGGGGGAGUGCACGCACCUGAAGUGGUCGCACUCCAAGUGGAGUUUUCGUCUAGAAACGACAUGUUCCGAAUGAAUCGUUCAUGCACUUGGUGACUUUAGCCCUGUUCCAAAGCGUAAUGUCUUGAGUACACAACGAACUCGACGAAAUUUCGACCGAUGUUCCUGCCAACUGUGACAAGCAGUGGAAGGAGUUGCGACGAUUCUCGACGGCCUAGUCCUUCUAAAAACCAAUCACCAUUUUCGUUAGAGGGGUCGUCGGGCAAGUGCAUUCCGGAAUAAGCCAA